Arabidopsis lyrata subsp. lyrata is the source of this 2427-nucleotide messenger RNA. Its product is annotated as cytochrome P450 85A1. The coding region runs from base 788 to 2185 and encodes 465 amino acids. The record is from RefSeq and is a predicted model, not a curated record. The transcript is spliced from 9 exons. Lineage: Eukaryota; Viridiplantae; Streptophyta; Magnoliopsida; Brassicales; Brassicaceae. Gene Ontology annotation, molecular function: heme binding; iron ion binding; oxidoreductase activity, acting on paired donors, with incorporation or reduction of molecular oxygen. Gene Ontology annotation, biological process: sterol metabolic process.
AAAACUUGAUGGUAACAUAUAUCUAUAUCCUUUUCCUAAGAGUUAGUUAUAACUUUUAAUAUGAUAUAACGUUUAGUUAUGUUAUAUAUAUAACAAAAAAAAAAGACGACCGAACCUGAUAUCGUUCAAUUGCUCAGUUCCGUUGAUUGUGACCGGUGCGACGAACGGAACCGAACAAUGGAAGAACCCUUUUGUGAUGGUGAUUGGGUCGAUAGAUCAUUCCUAUAUAUUAAAAAAAAAAUUUUGUUUAAUUAAAAUCAAAAUUUACCCUCGAGAAUUCACACAUGCAUAUCACCGUGGUUUAAUAUAUGUCUUGACAGAUCACAUUAUUAUUACAAACGACUAACAAUAAUUCAUCAUCAAAAAUAUAUUAUUCUUUGAAAUAACUCUUUGGUCACCAUCAUGCAUAUUUUCAUACUAGGAGACAACAAAAGUGACAAAUAUGUCAUGUUUUCCCAAAUACUAUCAGAACUCUUAGAAUAAGAAAUAUACUCAGAGUUGGUGUAAUUCUUUAUUAUUUUUUCACUGGUUAGUUCAUUAUCUAUCUCCUCUCUGCUCCCUCUAUCUCUCUAAGCAUGCUACACUUGGGACUUAACUUAGCUUUCUAUAUAAACACUUGCAAACACAUCCUCCUAGUGUCAACCACAUUCCAUAGCCAUCUCUCUCUCCCUCUCUCACUCACUCUCUCUUUCUCUCUGGUUUGUUUCAAAACAGAGUACAAAACAGAGAAAACAAGAGAAGAAAACAGAUUGAUCUGUUUUUAAAACAGAGCAGAUAACAGAGUGAGAUGGGAACAAUGAUGGUGAUGAUGGGUCUUCUCUUUAUCAUUGUCUCGCUCUGUUCCGCUCUUCUUCGAUGGAAUCAGAUGCGAUAUACCAAGAAUGGUCUCCCUCCUGGAACCAUGGGCUGGCCAAUCUUUGGUGAAACCACCGAGUUUUUCAAACACGGCCCCAACUUCAUGAGAAACCAAAGACUCCGAUAUGGGAAUUUUUUCAAAUCUCAUCUUCUUGGUUGUCCAACGUUAGUCUCGAUGGACUCAGAAGUAAACAGAUACAUUUUAAAGAACGAAUCAAAAGGUUUGGUUCCUGGUUACCCACAAUCCAUGCUUGAUAUUCUCGGAACUUGCAACAUGGCUGCGGUUCACGGUUCGAGCCACCGGCUUAUGAGAGGUUCACUUCUCUCUCUUAUAAGCUCGACCAUGAUGAGAGAUCAUAUCUUGCCUAAAGUUGAUCACUUCAUGAGAAGCUAUCUUGGUCAGUGGAAUGAGCUUGAGGUUAUUGAUAUCCAGGAUAAGACCAAACAUAUGGCAUUUUUAUCUUCACUGACACAAAUCGCUGGGAAUUUAAGAAAACCAUUCAUUGAGGAAUUCAAAACUGCGUUCUUCAAGCUUGUUGUUGGAACUUUAUCGGUUCCGAUCGAUCUUCCCGGCACAAAUUAUCGUUGCGGGAUCCAAGCAAGAAAGAACAUUGAUCGGUUUCUAAGAGAGCUGAUGCAAGAACGUAGAGAUUCUGGAGAAACAUUCACAGACAUGUUAGGUUACUUGAUGAAGAAGGAAGAUAACCGAUACCCAUUAACCGAUGAAGAGAUAAGAGACCAAGUCGUGACGAUUUUGUAUUCGGGUUACGAAACUGUCUCUACGACCUCAAUGAUGGCUCUUAAGUACCUUCAUGAUCACCCAAAAGCUCUUCUAGAACUCAGAACAGAGCAUUUGGCUUUAAGGGAAAGUAAACGACCAGACGAACCACUUGGUCUUGAGGAUGUAAAGUCAAUGAAGUUCACUAGAGCUGUUAUUUUUGAGACAUCAAGAUUGGCAACGAUCGUUAAUGGGGUCCUAAGGAAAACUACUCGUGACUUAGAAAUCAAUGGUUAUUUAAUCCCAAAAGGAUGGAGAAUUUAUGUAUACACGAGGGAAAUUAAUUACGAUGCAAAUCUAUAUGAAAACCCAUUGAUCUUUAAUCCAUGGAGAUGGAUGAAGAAGAGCUUGGAGUCACAAAACUCAUGCUUUGUGUUUGGAGGUGGGACAAGGCUUUGUCCUGGUAAGGAACUAGGGAUUGUCGAGAUCUCGAGCUUCCUCCAUUACUUUGUUACGAGAUACAGAUGGGAGGAAAUAGGAGGGGAUGAAUUAAUGGUGUUUCCAAGAGUUUUUGCACCAAAAGGCUUCCAUCUUAGGAUUUCACCCUACUAAUUUUAACUUUUUAAAAUGAAUAAAUAAAAAUUUAGAAAAUAAUAUAGAUUUUAUGCACAAAGGUUACAGAAGACGUAUAUGAAGCAACAAAAGAAGAUAAUUAUAUAUAUUUUUCUUUCUUUUUGACCCAUAUUUUUGUUCUCAUUUAAGAGUCUUCUGGUCAUAUGUACAUAACCAUAAGCAGUUUUAUUAUAUCUAUUUCUCUGUAACUCUAUUUGAACUUGAAGUAUAUCUCUGGCUAA